This is a messenger RNA of Ostertagia ostertagi, 633 nucleotides long. The record is from the annotation of a GenBank genome assembly. Lineage: Eukaryota; Metazoa; Nematoda; Chromadorea; Rhabditida; Trichostrongylidae.
AUGUACGUGUUUUAUUUGAAUCUUCCUUGGACAAUUGACGAAUCCGAGUACAACUGUAGUGGUCGUACGGCAUCCGAAUGGAAGAGCAGAGGUACUGUGAAUGAAGUGCAAGGGAUCUAUUAUGCAGUGUCAGGAACUUUCUUCGUGGCUCUUUAUAUAGUAUGCCUAAUCGGAAUGUACCGUGGAAAGCUGCUAAAGACUCCUUGUUACCGCCUUAUGUUCUUCAAUGGCUUCAUUGAUAUCAUGGAUCUCUUUGCAAGCUCACUCAUCCCUGCUUACUUUCCAUUUGACUGGAGCAGUCUUCUGUUCAUCGGAUGGCUUUCAGCUGGUUCGCUGGAUAUUUUUCAUGGAAAAGCAAUCAGGAUUUGGAUGGCGCUGUCUGUUCUGUACAUGGUUGUUCUUCCAUUCAUCACGCGAACGCAUCCAUUCAAUUCAAAGAUCAGUACAUACAUGCCCUCCCCAAUGAUUACCGACGAUCCCGCCAAGGAAGCAGCUCACUUUGCUACACUCCUAGUAACAGUGCACAAUGCCACCAUAGUACUUGUGAUGAUAUGUCUUUACUCACUUCUCUGUUUUUACGUUAUCUACAUGCGACGAUAUGUGAAGGGAAUUCAUUACAAAAUCCAAAUUCAG